AUGUCCUAUGUCUUUAAAGAUUGCAAAACCACAUAUUACCACAACUACUACGUCCACAGCAACGCUGCGACUCGUACAUUUUACCCCCAGAUCCCGAAGUUCCUGCAGAUCGCCACGCAUUAUUUCGUCACUCCCGAUGUUUGCGAGAUGUUUGCGAAUAUGAUGACAUUUUCCUGCACCGUCCUCGAGGUUCCCAACGAUAGCAGCACUCAGUUUGACCGCUUACUACCCGCUAUCCAGCGCCGUAAUAUCGCCAUGGUAGGCCCUGGACAACCAGAAUGGAACCACGCGUGCGACCUGUGUUGCUACAUCACGGCAGACAGCGACAAUCAACCAGUGACCGACGGGAUCAGUAUAGGGCAUCCGUGCUGUGCUGUGCAUGAUUGUCCCCACCCUAUCCGUACCCAAAAAGGAUCACGCUACUGCGCCCAUGAGUGUUCGGUCAUCGCUUGUGGCCUUCGAGCGUCACCAGGAUUCCGCACAUGUGCAGAGCCCGCCCACCGUGCACUAGACGAGUAUCUCCGUCUCGAGAACCGAGCAAUGUUCCAGCUGCGGCGACGUCUAGAGCAGCUUCACCCUGGCUCCAAAUCGACAUCCACCGCUCCUUCGACAAUACUCUCCCCUUCUCAGCUUGGCAGACUCAUCAACACUCCUGCACAAUCAACUGGCGACACCUCCGUCCCUGUAUCAGCGCCUGAUGACAGUGCCCCAUCGGAUAGCACCCUAUUGGGCGAGCUCGAGAGCCUGCUCGACAAUGCUACGUCCCCCGCGGGCAACAAGCAACACCGAGCACAGUUCGGCCGUCGUCGAACGCACAAUGAGGAGGUUGCCGUCGCCUCAUGUGGUGUCAUCCUAGGACGUGCCACAUUCUAUGGAUCGGAAGCUAUCAACGGGGUUCUCGGUGCUGAUGCGGAUACCCGCGCGCAUUUCUCGCACUGUGUGCUUCCUGUGGACGUGUUUCAUUUCAAAUGUAAGCAUAAGGAGUCCGACGUAGUGUGCGGGACGCACUGUAACCCGUACAUAUGGCCGGAGUUACGAACAGAGAAGGGUGCCUGGCGAUUCAACUCGUCGGCGGCGGAGCAGGCCAAUGUCUGGCUUGAUAAAUUCCAGCCCAUCGUCCGAGAGAUGCAAGUAGACCGCUAUAACUUCUUUUUGGACGAGCGCGUAAGGGGACUCACUAAGUGA
Molecule: messenger RNA, 1185 nt
Organism: Trametes versicolor FP-101664 SS1
Lineage: Eukaryota; Fungi; Basidiomycota; Agaricomycetes; Polyporales; Polyporaceae
Exons: 7
Coding region: 1-1185 (394 amino acids)
Source: RefSeq, a predicted model, not a curated record